Molecule: messenger RNA, 2902 nt
Organism: Nothobranchius furzeri (turquoise killifish)
Lineage: Eukaryota; Metazoa; Chordata; Actinopteri; Cyprinodontiformes; Nothobranchiidae
Source: RefSeq, a predicted model, not a curated record
GUAUGGGCAUCCUACAGAUACAGUAUUUUGCUCGUGCCCUUGCUGCAAUGGGCCUGGGCCCUUUAGAGUUCGUGGACCCCUGGGCAAUUGCCCAGUUGCCCAUAUGGUUAAUCCGGCCUUGCCCAGAGGUAAACAGCGGCCUGAAGGUGGUGAUGCUGAAAAAUAUUAAGGAAUGGUGCCACCAGUGUGAACGCUGCACCUUAGCAAAAAGCCCCUUGUCCUCAGAGUCGGGCACCUAUGGGACAUGUACUGGCAUCAAGACCAAACCAAGUAUUGGCAACAGACUUUACAGUCUACCUGAAGAAGAAGGAGAAAAUGUACGCAGUAAGUUUAUUGAAAUCUGCCAAAACAUGGAUCCUGGCCACAGAGAUAAGUUCCCGGAGGUACUCGAUUCAAUCCACAGAAUCGGCCGACAACGUGAGUCCUCUUCUGCACCACUGCAUCGCGCCAUAAUCCUGCAAUUUACUAUAAGACACUUCCGAGACAUCAUCUGGAAGGCGGCAAAGCGAUCUGACUACCUGAAGACAAGGAAGCUCCAUUUCAAAGAAGAUCUCUCUCCCGAGGACCGAGAGAGGCGCAACCAACUAUGGCCACAGGUGGAGAAAGCACGUAAGGAAGGGAAAAUUGCCUACUUCGUGGGAGCCCGUGCUUUCGUGAACAGAAAAGAAAUUCACUGAAAUCUCUUCCAGCCCAGUUGUGGAUAUACCUCAAGGUCUCGUUCCCCUAUUGUUCUGAAGACUUAUAGUAUGCUGUUGCUGCUAAACUGUUUUGUGAAGCACUUUUUUAGACAGAGUAGUUCUGCUCUCUCUGAAGCUUCCACACUCUUCUCAGGGUAAAAACUUAAUUUACUUUUCAAAAUUUCAUCUUUAUCCUUUAUUUCUUUUAAUGCUCGAGGACUAAGAGACAAUACCAAAAGGAAAGCUCUGUUUUUAUAUGCUAAAAGUUUGAAUACUGACUUUUGUUUCUUACAAGAAUCUCAUUCUGAACCUAAGGACGCUAACUUCUGGAAAUCUCAAUGGGGUGAAGAUUUAUGGAUGUCUCAUGGCACAAAUCAUUCAGCGGGAACUCUGAUCUUAAAACAUAAAUUUAAUGGAAAAGUUAUAUCCUCAGAAACUGAUCCAAACGGACAUUUUAUUUUGCUGUUUUUUUUAAUGAUCAGACCCUCUUAUUGGGUAACAUUUACAGCUAUAAUAACAAACAGGAGAAUAUUGACCUAAUACGUGUUAUAAAUGAAAAAAUUGAGUCUUUAAUAAGUAAAUUUGCUAAUCUAAAGAUUAUAUUAGGAGGAGACUGGAAUCAUUCACUCAAUGACAUGAUAGAUAGAUGGCCAAGUAAAAGUCAGGAAAGUAGUAAUUACAUGUUGGAUUUUAUAAAUGAAAGAGACCUAAUUGAUAUCUGAAGAAUCAAAAAUCCAACAAUUAAGGAAUUUUCGUGGAAAAAUAGAUCUGAUUAUUGGCUAAUUUCUGAUCCUUUAUCCGAAUAUGUUUCUACAUCAAAAAUGUUGCCAACACCCUUGACAGAUCAUAAAACAAUUUUUCUGGAGAUAUGUUUCUGUGCUAGAAAACCAUCUAAAAGAGUGAAUUCAUAUUGGAAAUUAAAUAAUUCUCUUCUACUGAAUGAUUCUUUGGUAAAGGAAAUUAAAACAAAAAUAGAUGAGUUUUAGAACAAGGCAUGUGUUGAAAAUACUUUUUGUAAAAAUUGGAAGCUUAUGAAAUUUGAAUUGAGGUCCCUUUUAAUGAAAAGGGGAGCUGAAACAGUAAAAAAAAAAAAGAAGAGUCAGAAAUAAUUUCUGAAAUUAUUACUUUGUCUAGAUCACCUGAUAAUUUAUCGGAAGAUAACCGGAACAGAUUUCAAAUUCUACAAUUAAAAUUAGAUAAUAUAUAUAUUUACAAGGCAAAAGGUGCCUUUGUGUGGUCAAAAAGGAAAUGGCUUGAAGAGGGAGAACAAAACUCUAGCUAUUUUUUCAAAUUAGAAAAACACCAUAAUGCUCUUGCCAGCAUGACUAAACUUCGUACAGACGGGAUCACCACACAAGACCCUCAAGUGAUUUCCAAGACUUGUGAACUUUUCUAUAAAAAAUUAUAUAAAUCUAAUCUUUCUACAGAAGCCAUGGAAAUUUUAUGGAAGUAAUAUUAAGACAAUUAGUGACAAUAAUAAAACUAUGUGUGAUUCCCCUAUCACAAUGCUAGACAUUGAAGAGGCUAUUAAGAAAAUGAAGCUUAAUAAGAGUCCAGGGAAUGAUGGUAUGACUUCAGAAUUUUACAAAUUAUUUUCAAAGGAUUUGUCAUGCUUUUUACAUAAAGUAUAUGUUGAAAGCAUUAUAAUAACAAGCUGCAUCCUUCUUUGACUCAGGGGCUAAUUACUUUGAUUCCAAAACCUCAAAAAGACACCCUUUUGAUAGAAAAUUGGAGACCUAUUUCACUGCUGAAUAACGAUUAUAAAAUAAUUGCUAUGUGUUUGGCUAAAAAGUUAAAAUGUGCACUUAAUGAUAUCAUUGGUGAAACACAGUCUGGUUUCAUGACUGGCAAACACAUAACUAACAAUAUAAGACUGGUAAUUGAUAUUUUGGAUUAUUCAGAUUUAAUCACAGAUAAUAGUUUCAUUCUUUUUUUCGAUUUCUAUAAAGCUUUCGACUCCAUUGAACAUGAAUUCAUGUUCAGAGCACUUGACAUUUUCGGUUUUGGAAAUAUCUUUAAGGAAUCAAUUCAAACUCUAUAUGCAGAUGCAAAUAGCUCAAUCAAACUCCCAUUUGGUACAACGAAAAGAUUUGAUAUCAACCGUGGGAUCCGGCAAGGCUGUCCACUUUCCGCAUAUCUCUUCCUUCUUCCUAUGCAGUUACUUUCUAUUCACUUUAAAAAUAGCAGUGUGGUGGGUCUCUCUAUUGCUGGCAGAGUACUAUCUA